AUGGCUUGCGCGCAGAUUGCUGCACUCUUCUCCCGUGCAGUCCCAUGCAUAAUUCAUCCAGCUUUUGGUGAGUUCCUUGAUCUCAGCAGCGCCAAGGCUCUUGAACAAGUCAAAGUUGUGAGCCAUGAAACCAAUCCGCAAUACAUUGCCUUUGGCAAAACAAUUGGAGAUUUCGCUCCCCACUUCAUCCACAACGCCAGCGUAAUCGCAUCCCAUUCGGCAUCCAACAUUCGCCGCACCAUGAGUGAUGAACACGUUUCCAGUCCGUGGGAUCACUAG
This is a messenger RNA of Penicillium diatomitis, 279 nucleotides long. RefSeq lists its product as uncharacterized. The transcript is spliced from 2 exons. The record is from RefSeq and is a predicted model, not a curated record. Lineage: Eukaryota; Fungi; Ascomycota; Eurotiomycetes; Eurotiales; Aspergillaceae. Bases 1 to 279 code for a protein of 92 amino acids.